CUCGACUCUGUUUGCUCGUGUUGGCCCAGCUGCGAACAGCAAAACACAAACACCACCACUUGCCUGAGACAUUUCUAGGGUUCCGAGCAAUUCGAAAUUUGCAUGCAACAUCGGAACCCGCCACAAUGAUACUCAUAUUACGCUAAAUCUCGAUCUUCAGCCAUCAUGCCACCGCCUGGCUUCUCCGAAAUCCAGCAGCCCGUACAAUUACCAGGUCGAGAUUCCUUCGAACUUGCCUCGUUAGCAGAUUCUGAACCCGAUGACCUGCCCACAUCCGAGACCUCCUCACGCUCUGGCAUCUCCUCGUCUCGCCGACUAUCCCUCGAGAACGAAGACCCGUUGGAUGGCGCGAACCCGACAGGCCGCAGUGCAUUACGAGGGGGACGUUCAUACUCGGUUUCCUCUGCCUUCGACUUCACGCCCGCACUGUUUCCACUCUCGUCGACGGCCGGAGGGUAUACAGCGCUAGGGAAUCCAUCAGCUGUUUCGCUCUCUGAUCGACGCGGAGCACUUCAAAAUCUCGAAAAGAACAAGACUUUGACAUAUCUAAAUGGCCUUUCCCUGGUGGUUGGGUUGAUCAUAGGCUCAGGAAUCUUUUCCUCGCCCGCACAGGUCAAUUCCCACGCAGGUUCACCAGGCGCAUCGCUCAUAGUAUGGAUGAUAUCUGGUCUGCUAGCAUGGACAGGCGCGUCGUCUUACGCAGAACUCGGUGGAGCCAUCCCCCUUAACGGCGGCGCUCAGGUCUACCUGGCCAAAAUCUUUGGUGAGCUCUUUGGGUUUCUCUUCACCUGGUCGGCCAUACUUGUCCUCAAGCCUGGCAGUGCCGCCAUCAUCGCCAUCAUCCUGGGCGAGUACAUUGUUCGAGCCGCGAUUGGUGCCGACGUCGAGGAUAUCAACCCAUGGAUCAACAAGGUGCCGGCGCUCCUCGCGCUCAUGCUCGUCACGCUGUUCAACUGCGUGUCCACCCGCUUCGCUGCUAGGAUAGGAGACCUCUUCAUGUUUCUCAAAUUCAUCGCCCUCGCCGCGGUGACUGUUAUCGGCAUCAUCGUGGCAGUCACGGGUCUCUCCUUUAACGGCCCCGCCAACAACGACUGGCGCACGCAUUCCUGGUUCGAGGGCACUUCCAGCGACAUCUCCAACUGGGCAGUGGCACUGUAUGCCGGGCUCUGGGCCUACGACGGGUGGGACAAUACGAAUUACGUGACGGGCGAAUUCAAGAACCCUUCCCGCGAUCUCCCGCGUGUUCUGCACACGGCCAUGCCCGCCGUGAUCGCAUGCUACCUCCUCGCCAACAUAUCCUACAUAUUUGUCCUGCCCCUCGAAACCAUCAACAAAUCCAAUACUGUUGCUGUCCAAUUCGGCAGCAAGGUCUUUGGUCCGAUCGGCGGGCUCAUCCUCGCACUCAUCGUGUCGGCGUCGUGCUUCGGCGCCCUCAACGCCACGACCUUUACGUCCGGCCGGCUCGUCUACGUCGCAGGACGCGAGGGCUACAUUCCCUCCGUGUUUGGCAAGAUCGGUUUCGGCUUUGGCUCCGGCUCGUCAGCCUCUGAAACACCCAGACCUCUGAAGAAACUGCGCCGACGGAGCUGGUUCAGCAAGUUCCUCUCCCGGGUUUUUGGCGACGAGUCCAUCGGCCUGGGCUACACGCCCGUCAACGCAAUGCUCCUCAACAUGGCUCUGUGCAUGGUGUACGUCUGUCUGGGCGAGUUCAAGACGCUCAUCACGUUUUACGGCGUCGCCGGGUACACCUUUUACUUCCUCACCGUGCUGGGGCUGAUUGUGCUGCGCAUCCGGGAGCCCCAUCUGGAACGGCCGUAUCGCACGUGGAUCACCACGCCCAUCAUUUUUUGUUGCGUGAGUUUGUUCCUGGUCAGCCGCGCGGUGAUCGCCCAGCCUCUGCAGACGGUCAUCGUCGUGGUGUUUGUGGCGAGCGGCAUUCCGGUUUACUAUUGGCGCGUCGCCGGCAGAGAUGACGGUGGCGUCUCCGGAAAGAGGGAAACCAGGUUCUGGCGGAGAUGGGGACGGUCUUGAGCGGUUGCCGUUGUUUGUGUUGGCGUUGCUAUUCGCAUGGGCUCAUGCAUGAUGACAACCAUAUUGUUUUGGGGAUCGGAACGAAUCUUUCUUGCAUAUCUAAUUGUUUCGUGUACUAUACACCUUACCCAAGUAUGCAUCGUUGGGUAGUACUCAUAGCGUGCGUCAAAGAGACUUCUUUUGGUAUACACAUCCAGUAUCGUAUUAGGCAGAUCCAGAUUCCUCAUUAAGUUCUGCUCGUACAACCAUG
Exophiala oligosperma is the source of this 2281-nucleotide messenger RNA. RefSeq lists its product as uncharacterized. Bases 166 to 2031 code for a protein of 621 amino acids. NCBI's taxonomy places the organism in Eukaryota, Fungi, Ascomycota, Eurotiomycetes, Chaetothyriales, Herpotrichiellaceae. The record is from RefSeq and is a predicted model, not a curated record. The transcript has a single exon. Gene Ontology annotation, cellular component: membrane. Gene Ontology annotation, biological process: amino acid transmembrane transport. Gene Ontology annotation, molecular function: L-amino acid transmembrane transporter activity.